Molecule: messenger RNA, 411 nt
Organism: Argentina anserina (silverweed cinquefoil)
Lineage: Eukaryota; Viridiplantae; Streptophyta; Magnoliopsida; Rosales; Rosaceae
Exons: 2
Coding region: 1-411 (136 amino acids)
Source: RefSeq, a predicted model, not a curated record
AUGAACAAGCUUCGGAAACUGCUAAAGAAAGAGGAAGAAGAUUCCAUUACAAGGAAUCGUCAAAGAGCCAUGCAAGCAGCUGCCUCCGAAAUCCAGAGGAUCCAAGAGGAAGAAUCGCAAUGGGGUGGUUCUCGAGAAGGCCGUUGGUUUGAGGGUGAUAUUUUUCGUAGAAGAUACAGAAUGCGACCUCAUCUAUUUGACCAAAUGAUGAAUGGAGUUGCCAACUACGAUCCUUACUUUGUCCAAACGCGUGACGCUUCUGGAAGAGUUGGCCUCUCUACAGAACAUAAGUUAACAUGUGCAAUGAAGAUGCUCGCUUACGGUCUUCCUGGGGAUUUGUGUGAUGAAUUUCUUGAUGUAGCUGAAUCUUCGAUUAUGGAGAUUUUGCAACAUUUUACUAGAGCAAUUUGA